AUGUUACUCUACCGCGCAGGCAUUCUGGCUCUCUUUUCGGCCGUCAUUUCAGCACUGGCUCUGCCAGCCGCCGAAUACAACAUUCUCCUCAGGGGCCGAAUGGCGGGUGGCAAUAUCGGCACCAACUAUUUGCAAGAGGUCGCUGCAGCCGACAGACUAGAAACACUGGGAGCAUAG
Cordyceps militaris CM01 is the source of this 177-nucleotide messenger RNA. RefSeq lists its product as uncharacterized. NCBI's taxonomy places the organism in Eukaryota, Fungi, Ascomycota, Sordariomycetes, Hypocreales, Cordycipitaceae. Bases 1 to 177 code for a protein of 58 amino acids. The transcript is spliced from 2 exons. The record is from RefSeq and is a predicted model, not a curated record.